AUGGGUAGCCUUUGGCAUUGUCCAUUGUGUAGGUACAAUGAUAUGAUUAUCCAUGGUGUAGAUACUGAGACAUCUUUGUUUUACACUGUUCACUGUCCAUUUCCGUCGAAUGGCUAUUGGAAAUCGCUUUUUCUCGCGACAUUCAAUAUGUCAUCCUGCCGAUGGAGGUCAAUAGAGCAACGGGGAAAGAUUUUAAAUGUAGAUUGCACAGAAUUUCUCAAAUCAAGAAUUCAUUUUUGGCCACGAUUUGAUGAGGCGCAAAGAGAAGUUGGUUCGUACAAUUCAAUCAAAGUCGUCUGGAUUGAUGAUUUGUGA
This is a messenger RNA of Loa loa (African eye worm), 315 nucleotides long. RefSeq lists its product as hypothetical. Bases 1 to 315 code for a protein of 104 amino acids. The record is from RefSeq and is a predicted model, not a curated record. The transcript is spliced from 2 exons. NCBI's taxonomy places the organism in Eukaryota, Metazoa, Nematoda, Chromadorea, Rhabditida, Onchocercidae.